Molecule: messenger RNA, 1072 nt
Organism: Ylistrum balloti
Lineage: Eukaryota; Metazoa; Mollusca; Bivalvia; Pectinida; Pectinidae
Product: surfeit locus protein 2-like
Exons: 6
Coding region: 1-738 (245 amino acids)
Source: RefSeq, a predicted model, not a curated record
AUGGCUGCGAAGGGGGAGCUACACGUGGAUAUGUUGUCAAAAGAAUUACAAAGUAUUUUGAAAAAAUAUCCAACUCUUUCACUUCAAAAAGGACGCGAAAAGAUUCGAUGUGAACUCAGUGGCCAUGAAAUGCCAUGUAGUCAUGAGACUGUCAACACCUACAUCAAUGGUAAAAAGUUCCAGAAAUUGCUGGCUCAGAAAACCUUUGAAUAUGAGAAGUACAAACAACACAUCAUCCCUAGCACAAAGAAGGGCCGGCAACAUCAGCUGUUUUGUAUGCUGACGUUGAGACACAUGAACAAUUUACCUGACCAUAUACAGAAACAUCUGGAGGGCAGACGAUUCCUAAAAGCCUACAAACGAUGGGAAGAGUGUCAGAGAACAGGGGAGGUGUUCAAGCCCCUCGAAAGCAAGAAAAAACAGGAAGAGCAGGCACUUGAUGAGGAAGAUUCUGAUAAGGAAAGUGACGUGGACAGUCUAAGUGACCUCUACCCAGCUGCUGAUUUUGAGGAUGAUGGAGAAGAGAUGGAAGGAGAUGGCACAAGUGAGGAUGUGGAUAACAACCACAUAAAAAAGAAUGGCAGGGUCGCGACUGACUCUGAAUCUGACUUCGAAUUUGAAGCUCUCGAAGAGGAACCUGAAGAUACAUCAAAAACGUCAGAUCCUGUAGUGAAAACAAACAAAAGAAAACAUAAAAAGGAAAAGACACCAAAAAAACAGAUCAAGAAAAAGAAAUGAUGUACAAGGCAAUGAAACCAAUGCUACGUAUCUUGUAUUAAUACAUUAUCAUCAGAUAUCGUUGAUGUGUCAGUCCUGGUGAUGUCUCGCUCUGCAGCUCACAUUACCGGGAGAAAUAUCAGUCACAACACUUAUCACACUGAAUUACAGGUUCUAUAUGUUGUUGUCGUGCCUAGAAUCUCUAUUUCUACUGCAUACAGAGGCUGUAUCACAAUGGAUCAGGAACCCAAUAGAGGAAGGCAUUUAUACACAUACUUAGUGAUCAGGUGAUUGAUAAAGCUGAUAUUUUAACAUUAAAAUAAAAUCAAUUUUAAAGAGCAAAUUAAAAUAUAUG